GAGACAAUGAGGAGAGGCGCUGGGCUGGGAGUCUGAUCCAGGCAGGAGGUGGGGUGAAGCUGAUCUGCAGGACCUGUCAUGACGAUCGCCUGCUAGAGGGAGGGGAGAAGGAAGCGCAGCACACACACAGGGCUGUGUACGAAAGCAGAUCCUGAAGGCACAAUUGUGCAGAAGCCUGCCAUGUGCCCGUGCUCAGCAAGCCUCCACCACUAUUCCCAUUUAGACCUCGUUUAAAGGGAUCCCUGUGCCUUCUAAUGACCUUUUAAUGGAGCAACUGAUUUAUGUGUAAACUGCCCAUGUCUGGACUUGUACAAGAGAGCUUCCAGAUAUAGGACUGCAGUUCUGCUGAUGAACUACCCUUAUCUGUCCCUCUGCAAGGAUUAUCAUACUGUACUUUGUUUUUCUAAUACUAGGACAUUUUGAGGAGCAGUCAUGGAGAGAAGAAGUUCAGCAGACCAGUGUCACCCCCUGUUGGAGGAGGAACUGGUCCCUGACAGGACAGCCAAAGGAGAGAAGAGGUUCCGCCUGUGGUAUGUUGGAUGGUCAUCCCUAGACCAUAGGACAACUUUGCCCAUGCUGCCAUGGCUAGUGGCAGAAAUUCGCAGACGUUCAGAAAGACAAGAGCCCCCUGGUUGCGUGGCUCCUUGCAGAGAGGUGCAGUUGUUGCUAGUUGCCCCUCACCUUCGGUGUGUGCCAGCCUUGAAUGGUGCUAGUGGCAACACAGCAGUCUUUAUCUUUGAGCACAAAGCACACCACAUUGCUCGCUUCAUCCACAACAGCCAAGACCCCUCUUACUUUGCCUACUUGAUUAAAACCCAGCCUGACAACCCAGAGUCUGAGAUGACCUGCCAUGUCUUCAAGGCUGCUGACCCCAGUCAGGUCUCUACGGUCAUCAGUAGCAUUCGACAAGUGUCCAAAGUGGCACUGCAGGAUGAUUCAAAGGUCAGCCGAGAUGGUGAAGAUGCCUUUUAUAACUCACAGAAGUUUGAGGUUUUAUACUGUGGGAAGGUGGUCAUUGCUCAUAAGAGCGCUCCGUCUACUCUCGUCGAUGAUUGCAUUGAGAAAUUUUCUCAACAUGAACGUCAACGCCUCAGACUGCUCAGUGAGCAGCGCAGUAUGGACUCCAGCUCUGACCUCACUUUGGCCGAGAUAGAUAUGCCAGAGUCUCCAACUGAUAGUACAUUUCAGGAGCAGGACACUGAGACCAAUGCCAAUUCUGCCUCCAGGAACCAUUCAGGGAUGUUUACAAUGGGUAGCCAGAGCAACCUUGCUUCUAUGCGGGUAUCAUUUCCAGAGAGGAUUCUAGAAGACUCAGGCUUUGAGGACCAGCAGGAGUUCAGGUCUAGAUGUAGUAGCGUUACUAUUCAGAAAAAAGUUUAUGAUGGAAAGAUACAGUCAAGAAGACGACAUGCAAGUGCACCAAGCCAUGUCCAGCCAUCGGAUUCUGAAAAGAACAGGACGAUGCUCUUUCAGGUUGGAAGGUUUGAAAUCAAUCUCAUAAGUCCUGAUACCAAAACGGUGGUGCUGGAAAAGAUCUUCAAAGAUAUCUCGUCAUGUUCUCAGGGAAUUAAACAUAUUGAUCACUUUGGUAUUGUCUGUCGUGAAUGCGUGGAACCGGGAAUAAGCCAGUAUAAUUGCUACGUCUUCCAGUGUGCCACCGAAGCAUUGGUGGAUGAAAUCAUGCUGACAUUGAAGCAAGCUUUUAGCACUGCUGCUGCACUCCAAAAUGCCAAGACACAAAUCAAGCUAUGUGAGGCCUGUCCCAUGCACGCUCUGCACAAACUGUGUGAGCGAAUUGAAGGGCUGUACCCUCCAAGGGCCAAACUGAUAAUACAGCGACAACUGUCUUUGCUCUCAGACAAUGAACAAGCUGACAUUUUUGAGCGUGUCCAGAAAAUGAAAGCUACAAGCGAUCAGGAAGAGAAUGAACUUGUCAUACUUCAUCUUAGACAGUUGUGUGAGACCAAGCAGAAAACGCAUGUUCAUAUUGGAGAACUGCAGACGAGUGCAUCGAACAGCUCUAUCCCGGAGAACACUGCUCCCAGUGGCCGAUUCAAGUUGGAUAUUCUCAAGAAUAAGGCCAAGAAAUCUUUGACCAGCUCUCUGGAAAAUAUUUUCUCAAGGGGAGCAAAUCGAGUGAGAGGCCGACUGGGCAGCAUGGAUAGUUGUGAACGCAACAGUUUUGCAUGUGACAAGGACGGCUCUCCUGGGGAUUCUCCUCCAGCAACUCCACCGUCUUCUCCUGUAUCAUCGUCCUGGCAGUCAUUUCCAGAGGAAGACCCGGAUUCCCCGCAGUUCCGCAGACGGGCUCACACUUUCAGCCACCCACCACCGAGUGCCAAGCGGAGGAUAGCCUUUUCUGAUGCAAAGUCACCAAACAGCAGGUCCCCCCUUCAGAGGCAGCACUCAGUAGCCUGUGAUGGGUCACAAAGCAGCCCCAUUCCUAUUGUUCGGCGUAUCCGCACUGGGAGUGAACCUUCGUUCUCCAGUCUCCCCUCAUCCUUCACUGCCCCUUCUUUCUUGAAAAAUCUUUACCAAGGUUCAGGGAGAACUCCCCCCCAACCUGAGAGAGAUACUCCCAAGAGUGAAAGUGAAGGAAGGAGAAGAACGACUUCUUCCUGUAGUAAUGACUCUUUAAAUAUUAGCGGAACAACUCUCGCAUCGCGACGGAUUUCGUGGCGUCAGCGAAUUUUCCUCAGGGUAGCUUCACCAAUGAUCAGUUCCCCCUCAGAUAUGCAACAUAAAGACCAUUUAGAUGUGAACGAUUUGCUGCCGUUAUCCCCCCUUCCUCCUACCAUGGAAGAGGACCCACUGGCCUCUCUUCUUCAUGAUGAAAAUACUACAGACAGCAUUGAUGGGAAGAGAAAUUCUGAAGAUCUUCAGAGGCUAUGGCGGAAGGCAAUACAUCAACAGAUCUUAUUAAUACGAAUGGAAAAAGAGAACCUGAAACUUGAAGAAGCAAGCAGAGAUGAACUUCAAUCUAGAAAAAUCAAAUUGGAUUAUGAUGAAGUUGAACUUUGUCAGAAAGAAGUUUCAAGUCUCUGGGAAAAGAAGUUAAAUUGCAGAACAAAAAUCCGGUUUGACAUGGAAGAGAUCUAUGCCACACUGAAAGAAGGUGUUCCGAAAAGUAAACGUGGGGAGAUAUGGCAGUUUCUCUCAGUGCAGUAUCGUCUAAGGCACAGACUGCAAAGUAAACAGCAGCCUACAGAUACUACAUAUAGUGAUCUUUUGAAACAGCUUACCGCCCAGCAGCAUGCUAUCCUAGUCGAUCUUGGAAGAACGUUUCCAACCCAUCCGUAUUUUUCCACACAGCUGGGGGCAGGCCAGUUGUCUUUAUAUAACCUUCUUAAAGCAUAUUCUUUGUUGGACCAAGAAGUUGGCUAUUGUCAGGGAGUUAGCUUCGUAGCCGGAGUUCUUCUCCUACACAUGAGCGAACAGCAAGCCUUCGAAAUGUUGAAGUUUCUUAUGUACGACCUUGGUUUCCGUAAGCAGUACCGACCAGAUAUGAUUUCUCUUCAGAUUCAAAUGUACCAACUUUCCCGACUUCUGCAUGACUAUCACAGAGAUCUCUACAACCAUUUGGAAGUGAAUGACAUCAGCCCAAGCCUCUAUGCUGCUCCAUGGUUUUUGACAUUAUUUGCCUCCCAAUUUUCCCUUGGAUUUGUUGCUCGAGUUUUUGAUAUUAUUUUUGUACAAGGAACUGAAGUCAUUUUCAAAGUAGCCAUUUGUCUUCUCGGCAACAAUAAAGAACUAAUAAUGGCAUGUGACAACUUUGAGAGUAUUGUGGAUUUUCUGAAGAUCAAUAUACCCGAUAUGACAAAGGACACGAUGGAGAAAACUAUUAUGCAGGUGUUUGAAAUGGACAUUUCCAAGCAGCUUCAUGCUUAUGAGGUUGAGUACCAUGUAAUUAACGAUGAGAUGCUGGAAGCCUCUAAUUCCUGUGAUGACACAGAGUCCUUCCAAAGACUUGAAAAGGCCAAUAACCAGCUGAAAAGACAAAACAUGGACCUUCUGGAAAAGCUACAGGUAGCUCACACAAAGAUUCAGAACCUGGAAACCAAUGUUGAAACAAUUUUAUCUCGCGAAAGCAAAAUGAGAAACUUGAUCCGAUCUCUGGAGCAAGAAAAAUUAGCAUAUCAAAGGGCUGUGGAGCAAAUGAGGAAAUACGUGCCAGCUCAUGUACUAACAGACUGUGAACUUUUGCUAAAGGAUCUUAACUGUAGCCCAAACAACAAAACAAAGACAGGAAGUAAGCAAUAAGCAUACAGCUAGUGCCGUUCUGGCAUAAAGCUACAUAGUCUCCUAAAAACCAAAAGCAAAGACAACAAUUCAUGCAUGCUCUGAUGGAGGACUGUGGAUUCAAUGCAUGAACAUGUACUUUCAUCAGUGUUGGGGCUUUUAAUGUGUACAGAUUUACUAUGACUGGAGUAGCCUACAGCCUUUAAUUAAAACUACAAAACAUCAUCAGAUUAAUUGCAGAGAUUGCCUCUGUAAUUUCAAUAUGCAAAACGCUGGUCAUUGUAUACAGUACUAAAAAAGGGAAAAACUAUUUGUUUUCAUGUGUACAUUUGCAAGCUGACGCUUGAAGUCACCAAUCAGUGGCAAGACAUUAUCUAUCAACUGUCAGUUGCAGAGAACGUGUCAUAGGGAGAGUGAUAAUACUUGAAAAUGAAUGACUUUUCCCAAAGAACAGCAUGGUCCACACGUAUACUGUGGAUAGCUUGUAUGAACUGCUCUUUAUUUGUGCCUGUCAUGAUUCUACUGACAUUUGUUACACGCUUGUAGAAUGUUUAUUAAGGAAUCACUACGUCAUGUUUAAUGAAUGGAAAAUAUAUUGGUUGCCUAUACUUUGUGUAAACAUUUUAAUUGGCACUGUUAUCCUAGUGUUGGCUAAAAAUAUGCCUCCAGCACUUGUAAUGAGGUCAGAAUUUCAUAGCGACCUGUGUAGGUCACAUGAUUAAAGUUGUGUGAAUGACCCCUUUGAGGUUUUAAUCCUGGCAUAAAUUAAUGGUGA
Messenger RNA from Nanorana parkeri, 5014 nucleotides. It is a transcript of the gene TBC1D4, whose product is annotated as TBC1 domain family member 4. The transcript has 21 exons. Bases 433 to 4260 code for a protein of 1275 amino acids. The record is from RefSeq and is a predicted model, not a curated record. NCBI's taxonomy places the organism in Eukaryota, Metazoa, Chordata, Amphibia, Anura, Dicroglossidae.